ACCGCACGCGUCAAAUUGCGUCAUCACUGGUGGACGAAACACGCCGCACUAAACUGAAUCAUGGCUGCAGAAGAUGCAUUUAAAGUGUCUUCCCUAAAGGGGAAAGUGACCCUGAUAACUGGAGCCAGCUCCGGUAUCGGUGCAGGUACGAGCGUCCUGUUCGCUAAACUGGGAGCUCUGUUGGCUCUGAACGGCCGCGACGUGGAAAAUCUCCAAAAGAUAUCCAAACAGUGCACCGACAGUGGAGCAGAGGAGCCCCUGCUUGUUCCUGGAGAUCUUACAGAUGAGGAGACUGUAAAGAAAACAGUAGAGCAAACUAUUGCUCACUUUGGACGGCUUGAUGUCCUGGUCAACAGCGCUGGUAUCCUGGCCAUGGGCAGCAUCGAGGCGACAGACCUGACUCAGUAUGACAGAGUCAUGAACAUCAAUGUAAGAUCGGUGUACCACCUCACUCAGCUUUGUGUGCCUCACCUGAUCAAGACCAAAGGCUCCAUUGUCAAUGUGUCCAGUGUCAAUGGACAGAGAGCCUUCCCUGGUGUGCUGGCAUAUUGCAUGUCCAAGUCUGCCAUUGAUCAGUUCACACGUUGCAUAGCACUUGAACUUGCAUGUAAGCAGGUCAGAGUGAACUCUGUGUGCCCUGGUGUGAUCAUCACAGACGUCCACAGGAGAGCAGGACUAGAUGACGACCAGUAUGCACAGUUUCUUGCAAAGUGUAAGCAGACCCACGCCCUCGGUCGACCAGGAGAGGUGGAUGAAGUGGCUCACAGCAUUGCCUUCCUUGCGUCUGACGCUGCCAGCUUCAUCACAGGAGUAAACCUUCCGAUUGACGGGGGCCGCCAUGCCAUGUGCCCGAGAUAAGACCAUGGAUGUUAUGAUUCAGCAGUCUGCUAAUAUAGUGCUUCAAAACUCCCAA
Messenger RNA from Labrus bergylta (ballan wrasse), 913 nucleotides. RefSeq lists its product as uncharacterized. Lineage: Eukaryota; Metazoa; Chordata; Actinopteri; Labriformes; Labridae. Gene Ontology annotation, molecular function: oxidoreductase activity. The record is from RefSeq and is a predicted model, not a curated record.